CUUCUGAUGCACAGUCUUACAAUAAUGGCUCCUCGUUGUGCUGCUGUUAUGGCGGAUGUGUUGCAAGUGCUGAGUGCAGUCACUGAUACAAAGACCAUGCAUCAUCAUACUCUACAGUGCCAAUAUUGCAGUAGUCGGAGACAAUUCCAUUGUUACGCAUUGGAAGGAGCACUUUCAAUAUCAAUAAACAUGAUCAAUGUCUUUUAUUACUUGUGGUAUUAGUAUGGGUCUAACAGAAGUCUCACUGUGUAAUACACAUUAAUAUGUUGCUAUUAGAUGAUUGUCUCUAUUUAACCUGAGAAAGGACCAGCUAUCUAUUCACAGAGUGGUUUAGUUUUCUAUUCAGCAACCCAUAAAGGAGGAGGAAGAGAUGUGGUUUAGACAACAGGGUGGGUUAGACAACAGGGUGGGUUAGACAACAGGGUCUAUUCAGAGUGUUGGCUGGCUCAGGGCGUGUAGAAUUCAAUGUAAAAGGAUACAGCUCUAUUUCUGUUCAGGUACGUUAGAGGGUUAGGGUUGUUUUUUUGCUUAUAUAUUCACAACUCAGUUGACUGGUUCACGUGUCAUGUCUCUCUCUCACUUUCUUCUCCAUCUCUUGCAUUUUCUCUCAUUUCUUGGCUUGUCUUCAUUUGUUCUUUUUUUAGUCUUUAUUUCUAGAUUUUUUUUUUAGUUUAUUUUUGGCCUUUAUUUGGAUACGAGAGUGAAGGGAGACAGGAAAUGAGUGGGUGGUGGGAUUGGAGGUGGGAUUGGGUAAUGACUGCGGGUCGGAUUCGAACCCGGGACCCUCUGGGCGCUUGGACCCGUACAUGGUUGGUAUGCUGCUGCUCCCCCCAUUUCUGUACUUUUCUCUCUUUCUAGCCUCUCUUACCUCCUUGGUGUGUAUAAUGUCUCUCCUUUCUCAUCUGGUAUCUUUCUCUAUCUUCCCUCCUCUCUCUCUCUCUCUCUCUCUCUCUCUCUCUCUCGCUCUCUCUCUCUCUCUCUCCCCUUUUCUCCUUCACUCUCUCCUUUCCUCUCCUCCUCUAGACGACAUGGUGUUUGAGCUGCGCUGGUUUCUGACACGUCUCCGCGGCUCCGACAGCCCGGUGCUGCUGGCCACCAUGGACCGCCGUGGCGCGGUCAAGAAGAGCCCUCGCAACGACAGCAGCGACGUGAGCCUGGAGCGCUCAGGCCCGCGCUCCUACACGCUCAGCGUCUACAGUGCCCAGGACAGCGACACGGGGGAGUACCACUGCGGCGCCACCCCCUGGAUACGCUCCCCGACCACAGGCAGCUGGAGCCAGGCGCCGGCCCUCACCUCCGCCAGGGUCUUCCUCAAUGUCAAGUUUGCCUUGUGGGACUCCAUGAGGAUGCCGCUGCUCUACGGGGUGUGUGCGGCCGCCGCCAUGGGGCUCCUGUCCCUGUUGCUGGGGCUCAUUUGCACCCGCUGCUGCUGCCGAAACACCGCCUACACCCCGCGCCCCCGCAACAAGCUCAUGGAACUGGAGAUGGACUGACAACGACUGUAGAGCCCCCCUCCUUACUGGACCAGUGCUAAGCAUAUCCCACCUACUACCAGUACCAUGAGAAGGGUAGUGGCAUUGUGUGUUAUUGACCUCUGGAUUCACCAAUGAGGAAAGGGGAGGGAUAUGAUUGGACCAGGAGGAGGAGGGAGGAGCCACUGAGCAACCAAUGAAGGCCUCCAGUGUGAGCCUAGAGAUGUUAUUGCACCUGACUCCUGGCUGGAUUAUUAGCAAACUUUAUUUUGAAUGACUCUGAAGAAGCACACACACACACACAAACAAAGCAACAGAGCUUUAAACAGAGCCACGAUGUAGGAAAAGCACUUCAUGUGAAGCUUAGAAGAUCUUUUACUUCUUCAGCAAGGUUCUGUACUCAAUGACCAUGGCCUUGCCAACCAAUAUUAUGUGAAUCUGUAGAAGGAUUCUGCCAUAUACACUAAAGCCAACAGAACACCCAGCAUCAGGGUUUAAUACUAAAAUACUAAUAUGGAUGGUGCUAACAAAUACACUGAAAGCAACCCUUAUAUGGGAAAAGUAGUUCUUAGAAGAUAUGUAGAAGUGGAAAAAUCCAGUGAAUUGGAUUGUUUGUGGUUUAAAUGUGGAGACGUAUGCACUGACUGACUGGCCGACUGACUGGACGUUUGGACUGACUGAAAGCGACAAGCAGAGAGGCCAGUUCCUGGUGGGGUUGACCCUGUGCCUUUGCCCCAGACUCAAGGGCCCCCUAGGGCAGCUCCGGCGACUGCUCGUCCAUCUCUCCAUCCAAGAGGAAGUGGAGCUGAAACACUCCCCCACCCACCUUCCUCCCCUCUCCACGCCAUCCACAUGGCAUUGUGAAAGAUCAUCUCAGAUGAUGGUGACCUCGUCUCUUCUCGUCGUUUUCUCCCUCUCGCAUUCAGCUGCAGGGCGUUGACCCUGGAUGGGACCCCUAGUCUGCCCGUGUCCGACUGUGCAGGUCUGUGUGUGUAGCUGCAGCAUUGUGGCCCUUUUCUCUGGGGCCAUCGUCCAGCCGGCAGAGACCCACAGAGACCCACAGAGACCCAGGAACAAAAGCACUCCCCUCCCCACCCCUCCCCUCCCUCCUUAUGGAGUUUCCCCAGUGAGCCUUUCACAAAAAAAAAGAGAGAGAAAAAAAUGCAAGAUGGCUAAUCUCUCCAGCAUGUCAUUGUCCUCCCACACACCCUCCCACACACACACACACACACACACACACACACGUACACACACACACACACACACACACACACACACACACACACACACACACACACACACACACACACACACACACACACACAGACAAAUUCACCAUCCUUGUAUGCCUACUUGGCCCAUUGAUCCAACAGAAAGGGUUUCUUGUGAAGGGGACCAGAUGGAUUGAAUCUGCAGCCAGUGGCAUCCUGGGUCCCUGAUCAGUGACAGGUUUAUUACACAAGAGCGCCACCCUGGUGGACGCAAUAAUUAUGCCAUGACAACACGACACUGAGGUGGGACUUCACUGUUGAGCACUGAUAUGUUUUGCUGUUGUUUCAAUGUUGAUAUCAUUAUUAUUAUUAUAUUGUUAUUAUUAUUAAUAAUAUUAUUAUUUCUAGUUUUGUGUCAACUUGAAAUUCUAUUGUGACAUUUUUAGCAUAUUUUGAGUAUUUCUUGAUGCUACCACGCCAAUGCCAGUUGAUUUUGACUGCGUGUGUUUGUGACAUUUUCUUCCUCUAGUAAGGGUAACGUUUGAUCAGGUUUUGUAUAUUUCAUUAGAUUUUACACCGUUCUGGAUAAAAAAUGAGAAAUUGGCAGUAAAUGUUUUAUAUUGA
Molecule: messenger RNA, 3307 nt
Organism: Clupea harengus (Atlantic herring)
Lineage: Eukaryota; Metazoa; Chordata; Actinopteri; Clupeiformes; Clupeidae
Gene: ptgfrnb
Product: prostaglandin F2 receptor negative regulator-like
Exons: 2
Coding region: 807-1493 (228 amino acids)
Cellular component (GO): membrane
Source: RefSeq, a predicted model, not a curated record